GUCGGCGGCUAGUGGCACGGAAAACGGAAAAGCGCGGAAAAUUUCUAGCUGCCCGUCCACUAACACACACACCCGCUCUCGCCCAGUGACAGUGUGCUCCAUAUGUGUAAUCAAAGAACACGCUCGGAACCCGCAGUUUAUAUAUAGAAAAUUUCAACGCACGCUGCUGAGGGAAACUAAAAUACAAAAAUAAAUUACGAAAAUCGAAAAAUAGUGGCCACUUUUUCGAGGAAAAUUCUGAGAAUCGUCGGGCUUUUAACAACGAUAAAGGGAGUUAUUAUUCUAAUUAUUAUUCGCAUUACGCAUACGCUCCGUGUGCCGUUCGCGUGUGUCUGUGACUGUGUUUGUGUGGUGAAGAGCGAAAAGCGAAAAAAGGAAAUCCCGUCAGCGCUGCUGGCGUCGAAGCCGACGCAGGCGACUCCACCCAAAAUUGUAUAUCAAUUUUGAAGGGUUUUCGAGUUUUCCCAGUGCCCGUCGUAUGCGUACUUGACCCGAUGGUCCAUAGCCAAUAGCCCAAUCCCAGCGAGAAUCGACGCCGCCAAGCAGCAACAAGGAAAAUGCGAGAAAAAUGUUUGGUUUAUGCGAAAAGUUGAUGACACAUUUCGCUGUCAUUUUGACCGCAUUUUUCCUCUCCCAGCCGCUGUUAUUGCUGCUGAUUUGCGGGCCGCAUGGCGGCAUUUCCCCCACAUCCUCGCCCAUGUUGGCGGAGGCCUCGGCGGCGGAUGAAGCAGUCGGAAAAUGGGCCACGGAGUUUGGGGACGAGCUGUUUCUGCUUGCCCAGAAGAUAACCAAGUCGCAGGAAAUCAAGGAGAAGUAUAAGGAGUACAAUGCUCGAGUGGAGCUGAAGAACGGCACCGAGCUGAUCAAAUCGAUCACGGCCAACGUGGCCAAGAUGCUGGCCCGGAAGGUGAAUGCGGUGCGCUGCAUUCAGAGGCAGGCGGAGGAAGAGUACGAGACUUUCAAGUUCAACCGUUCCUACGCACUGCAGAACUACUCAUACUACUCCAGCAAGUACUCCACCUUUAAUGGUAACAGUUCCGAGACUCUGGAGCCGAAUGAGGCUGAGUUCGCGUGGAUGUACACCCCCAUGGAACUGAAUCCUGACUCGCACUUCUACAACACGCCGGUGGACACUGAGCACAGUUCGGUGCACGUUCCCUCGAACGUUUGGGAUCGCUCCGACCGAGUUCUGAAGACCAUCAUGUGGUCGGAGCAGCUAGACGAGGUAUUCAAGAGGAACUACAAGUCCGAUCCGGCCCUGUCGUGGCAGUACUUCGGCUCUGAUACGGGCAUACUGCGGCACUAUCCAGCGUCUCAGUGGACAGACAUAAGGCCGAAUCGCAUGGAUGCCGAUACCUACGACUGUCGGAAGCGAUCUUGGUACAUUGAGACGGCCACCUGCUCCAAGGACAUCGUCAUCCUGCUGGAUCACUCCGGAUCAAUGACAGGUUUUCGCCACCACGUGGGAAAAUUCACCAUCCGUAGCAUCCUGGAUACGUUCUCGAACAACGAUUUUUUCACCAUCUUCCGCUACUCGGCGGAGGUCGAGGACAUCAUCCCCUGUUUUAACGGAGCGCUCGUCCAGGCCACGCCCGAGAACAUCGAGAUCUUCAACGAGGCCAUCGCAAACCUGCCGGAUCCGGAGGGCUAUGCCAAUCUGACGCUGGCAUACGAGAAGGCCUUCCAGCUGCUGCACUCCUACUUCGAUAGCAGGCACUGCAAUGCCAACUCAACGUCUAGCUGUAACCAGGCCAUCAUGUUGGUCACCGACGGCGUCGCCGGCAAUACUACCGAGGUCUUCCAAAAGUACAACUGGGGCAGCGGCGAGAACGGUACCUGGCACAUGAACGUGCGCAUCUUUACCUACCUGCUGGGCAAGGAGGUGACCAAGGUGCGCGAGAUCCAGUGGAUGGCCUGCCUAAACAGGGGCUACUAUUCGCAUGUCCAGACCCUUGACGAGGUGCACGAGGAGGUGCUCAAGUACGUGGACGUCAUUGCAACACCCCUCGUUCUGCAGAACACAGCCCAUCCACCCACAUGGACUCACGCCUUUACGGAUAAGACGUAUGAUCCAAAGACCUCUGAUGAGCGAAGACCCCGUCUUAUGAUAGCUGUGGGCGUGCCAGCAUUCGAUCGAUCCUAUCUCAAUGAGAACAGCACCAACACGAGGGCACGUAUGCUGGGCGUAGCUGGGACAGAUGUGCCUGUGGAAGAUAUAGACAAGCUGACAUUGCCCUACAAGCUUGGAGUCAACGGUUACUCCUUUGUGGUGUCCAACAACGGAUAUGUCUUGCUGCAUCCUGACCUGCGACCAAUGGGGACAAAUGGCAAGAUGAAUCCGAAUUACAACAGCAUCGAUUUCACUGAAGUUGAGCAUCUAUUCGAGGAUGAAAAUCCCCGAGAGCCUGGCGAUACCAUCCUAAACAUUCGCAACGCCAUGGUGCGGAACCAGACCAAGCAGUUCAAGGAUGUAUCCGUGAAGUUCCACUACGACACAAUGCGUCGCGUCUCGGAGGAGAAGCAAGACUACUUCUUCGCCCCUCUGCCGGAUACCCCGUUCACCUUGGGCAUCGUUAUGCCCAGCGAGUACGGCAAGACGUGGAUCAAGGUGGGCGAGGAGGUGUCUAAGAAUACGCACAUGAAGAUCAAUAUAUCGGAUUUCUUCAUCGGCGAAAACUGGAAGGUCCAUCCCGAUUGGGUCUAUUGCAAGUAUCACUAUCUGGAGGGACACGAGUUCAAGACACCGGAGGCGGAGCUGCGGGAGUUUCUGGGCAAGAUGGUGAAGAAGGAUUGGAAAUGGUCAGAACAGUAUGCCGAAGACGAAUCCGAUAGAGAUAUAAAUGAUGACCUGAACUGCGGCCGCCAAACACUAGGCGACGAUGCCUACUACUGCAACACGGAGCUGGUGCAUCUGCUGGUCUUCGACGCCAAGGUAACCAACUCCAGCUACGGCGAGUGGAAGUUCGAGAACGAGGAGGAGCGCCAGCUGAUCAAGCGCUUUGGAGCAGAUCUUCGCUUUGUGGCCACGAUGAGCGGCCUCACCCGGUGGCAGUUUAUCUUUGGGGAAGUGGAGGUAGACACGGAUCGGGAGUUCGGUGACUACCACACCAAGGCCAUUGACGAGACCUGGUACAAAAGCGCCAUCCUGCAGCACCAUGAGGACCGAACAGAGAGCUUUGUAUACUCCGUAAAACACUACAACGAUCCGAUGGAGGACAGCGAAGUAAAGGUCACCGCCUCGCACGCGAUCUUCCCAAGGGACGGUGGUAAGGAGGCGCCCGCCUGCGUCGUAGGGUUUCAGUUCUCCCAUGCCCUCAUGUGGGAGAGGUUCUUCAACAUCACCGCCGUGGAUCAUUGCAACCGUUGCCUGCCCAUCUGUACGGAUGACGACGUGGACUGCGUGGUCAUCGACAACAAUGCCUACAUUGUGAUUGGCCAGAACAUCAACACAACUGGUAAGUUCUUUGGCGAGUUCCACGGCGACGUGAUGUCUGCGAUGGUGGAAAGGGGCAUCUUCCUGAGCAUCGCCGUCUACGAUUACCAGGAGCAGUGCAAGGAGGAGCCAAAAACGAACAGUGAUGCCCAUGGUAUCCUGCAUCCCCUUCGAUUGUUAAGUCUUGGCUGGAAGUGGUUAGUGGGUCAUCUCUUCUUUCAGUAUCAAAGGAUUCAGUGGUGGGCAGAUGGAGCACCAUUCAUGGAAUACACCGACGAAAUCGAGGACGAGUACGUGGCCGUGGGCGACGGCGGCAAAGCUUCGGCUUCCAAGCCGAAGGAUGACGGCGACGAUGAGAAUGCUUUGUUUAAGGAACCCGAACCGGAUCCCAUCUAUAAGCCCUGCGACAUGCGCUCCACGCUGUACGCCCUGGAGCCCAGUGCCUUGGUGGGCAUCAAUGACUGGGUGGAGCCACCCUCGACCCGCCCCUUCUUGGUUAAAAAGAUACCCAACUCCAAUCUGCUGCUGGUGGUUGUCAACGUCCUGAUGCCAUCGCGCAGUGUCCGCCUGACGACCGAGCCACAGCGCUUGGAGUACCCAACGGAGUUUCCCUGUUACAAGCUCAACAUGAGCUUCUACGAGCGGCGACGCAUCGAGGAGUGCUACACGGAGCACGAAAAUGAGGAACUGUACACCUAUUGCGGCAAUGCCUCGCGGCUGGGUUUGACGCUUCAGCUGCUGCCGCUGACCAUGAUUUUGAUGUUUUACUUGACGCGCUGCUUUAUGCGCUAGGGGAUAUAUACACACACAACUACUUAUACUAUACAACAACUACGAUGUACUUACUACACGCGACUACGAUCGGUUUGUUGUCCUUAUAUGAAUAUAUUUUUGUUUUAUAUAGAUUGUAAACUAUACUAUGCCGUAGUCCAAUGUUUAACAAGAAUGCAACCAAACCAACACAGGCACAAUCUUCUUAACUAAAAACCAAUUUUAGCAAGAACAACUUCAACUCUUAGACUUACAAACCGCGCCAAAAGUUACUUAAUACUUUAUACAAAAAUGUAGCGAAUUGAGAAAAAGGCAACUUACAGACCAACCCCAAAGGAAGCCCCAGCGGAUCCUUCAACUAUUUCUCACGACUAUUAAAUAAUGCUACGUUAUGUUAUUUAUGUGCAACCCAAGUGCAUACAUAACGCCUAUAGCUUAAACCCCACGUUUCAUAGACAAUUUUGAUAGUUUAUUAUGGUACAACCAAAGCCAAAUAUUAAAAAAAAAAACAAAACACAAAAUAAACGAAAUACCAAAGAAAUUGUAAAAGAGAACAAAAAUAAUUCUAAUAACAAUUAUUUUUGUAAUUUUAUAAAGCUUAGUUGUUUGUUUUUACAACAAUAAAAGAGUAGUUAUUGUAUAAUACGAGUAAAUGAUAAAACAUAAGACACAUGCACUUACUCUUAUUAUUGCAAUGGAAAAUAAUUACUUAAAUUCGUUGAUUUUUUGUUACAGCCCCCAAAACGGUUUAAUUAUAGAUACAAAACGGUUUUUAUACGGGAUAAUAAUUAAUGUUUACUGCAAGAAGAUACCUACCAUGUAUUUCCUCCUGUUUUGUAAUGUGUAUUUUUAUUGAAUUUAAUGUUUUAAAAACGGCCAAGUUGACGGAGCAGUCAACGUCGAACGCGCGCACAGAUUUUUUAAAAAACAAAUAUAGGACCACCUGUAAAGUAUCUAAUACUUGUUCGAUAUUGAGUUCGAUAAACCAUCUAUGAUUUAAAGCUCUUUUCUGGCCUUAGAAUUAGUCUGGAAGCAUUAGCAAGAUCUACACAUAAAGAUGGAUAAACCAAACAAAAAUUGAAUACUAAAACCUAAUUGCCUUUGUAUCGUAUUUCAAAUGUGGAAACAAUUUAUGAACUUCAUGAAUUUAUGCAUAGAAAAAAUAUAAUAAUAUUAUAUUAUUAUGAAGAAGACAAUUUAAAUUAGGAUUAUUUUCAAGGAAAUGAAAUCAAAAUGAAGACGGCGUUUUUAAAGCUGAGCUAAGAUGCUAGAGAAAUGAAUGGAAAUUUGAAAACAGUUAACUAUUAAAUGUAAUUUUUUAAACAAACUGAAUUACUAAUACAACAUUUAUUUUUUGGAGUGUUUAAACGUUGUAAAAUGUAUAAAAAAGAAACAUUACGAAGAUAUGUAAAUCUAGUCAUAAUGGUAUACGUGGAUUUGCUGCGACUUCAUCCAAUUAAUAUUCAUCUCUAUGAGUUUCGGACUCCUUUUAAUCGAGUUUUAUUCAAUUUCGACACGUAUACACAUUUUAUAAGACAUGUCCACUAAAACUAAAAACUGUAAACAUUUUAAAAAAUUUCCUUAGCAAAAUAAAUAAAGUAAUCGUCGACGAAA
Drosophila kikkawai is the source of this 5818-nucleotide messenger RNA. RefSeq names its product Ca[2+] channel Muscle-specific alpha2/delta subunit (gene Ca-Ma2d). Gene Ontology annotation, cellular component: voltage-gated calcium channel complex. NCBI's taxonomy places the organism in Eukaryota, Metazoa, Arthropoda, Insecta, Diptera, Drosophilidae. Gene Ontology annotation, molecular function: voltage-gated calcium channel activity. The record is from RefSeq and is a predicted model, not a curated record.